Messenger RNA from Siniperca chuatsi (mandarin fish), 10931 nucleotides. It is a transcript of the gene sdk2b, whose product is annotated as sidekick cell adhesion molecule 2b. Lineage: Eukaryota; Metazoa; Chordata; Actinopteri; Centrarchiformes; Sinipercidae. The record is from RefSeq and is a predicted model, not a curated record. The transcript is spliced from 46 exons. Gene Ontology annotation, molecular function: protein binding. The coding region runs from base 2353 to 9141 and encodes 2262 amino acids.
AAAAAAUCUAAACCUGUACAGCAUAAAUUUGCAGAUGGACAGCAAAAUGAAAUAUAUGUUAUUUGAACUUAGAGAGCUAAAACUUGCAAACACGCUGGCAUAGUCCUUUAAGGGCAAAGUACAUGUGUUUUCUCCAAUUACUUCCAGAUUUCUUUGCCAUCCUUUCUGUCUCCUCCGCUGUGCCAAAAAUGGCAUCCAACGGUGUGGUUUAAGGUAUUAAAUAUGGAUGCCCAGGGCAAAUGUCAGAAUAACUUGAAAUAAUUGCAGUCUGCUGCAGAAAACUCUGAAUCGUCAUUACUAGUUGUGUGGUUAAUUCUAGGCCUGGAUAAAAAGAGUGUCUCAGACUGAAGUGAAUACAGCUUGCAGUAAGCUGCUUUAGCACCUGUGAUCACAGCUAGCCAUUGCUCAACAACACCAAUGGCUAACACCUGGCGGAGUUGGCAUCUGCCAAGAAAAAAAGCCACACAAACAAAUGGCUUUGCCACUUGUGUGUGCAGAGAGCUGUGGCUGAAAAUACUAUGUCCAGGGAUUUUCUAAAUUACCUUCUUGCUGAGUUCAGUGGCAGUAAGUACUUUGAAAAAUCAAAAUCGGGUCCCUGAGCAGCCCUGGGGGUGGCCGAGGAAGCACUCUGUCUUGGUUUUCCUGAUGUUAACUCUCCUAUUAUUAACUUUUGUGCAAGGUAUCACAUUUUUGGAUAAGAGGGAGAAAGCCAACAGGAGCCUGAAAAUCAUGCUGAGAAACAACAGAAGCUAUUACCAUGGUGCAUUAUUUCCUUGCUGCCCUGUGGUGGCUUAGAUGGGACUCGCCAUUCGCAAAAAACAUUACAAACAUUAAGCACACCUGCUUUCUCCUGGCAAGGCACUGUCAUUUUCAAGACAGGAACAUUUGCUCUGUCAUGCUCUCUCAUUCUCUCUGUCAGCCUCUACUUUACUGAUACUGUCAUUUUGGAAUCAGCAUUUGCACAGUCACUCUUUAACACCCCCCCCCCAAUUUCUCUUUGCUCUAACUCCUUCUGUCCUCCACUCAUUCUUUUCUCACCCUCUCCUUCUCCCUGUGCCCCUUCUUCUCCGACACAGGCAGAACACUGACAAGAUAACAUGCAGCAGUUUCAGUCCUGGCUGUGCAAAGACUUAGCACAGCCAUUUGUGUCUUUUUCUAUUCAUAUCAUGCACCUCAAACAGUGUUGGGAAUUACAUUCCACAGCCUCAACCAAAAAACAGAAACGAACAAUACAACCAUGCUUAGAAGGGUGCUACACUAACACAGAGUAUCAUUGCUGAAAGCAUUAAAAUGCUGCCAAAAUACAAAUCCCUAUAAUGAUGCAAUGGGGGAUAAAAAAUACUAGAAGGUCAAUAAACUCAGACAUAUUAUAAAUCCCCACAGAAAUAUUACAAUGAUUUCUCCUCAGGCCUAAGCACCACUCCACUCCAAACCCUGGCAACACAAGCAGAGCACGUGUUCCUUAAAUCAUUUUAACAAAGGACUAUAUUCAUUCCACCUUUCUGAGAUGUGGAAAGCAAUAAAAUCCUCUCCUGGAAAUCUUGUGCUUGGCUGUAUUGUAACGAGGAGUGUGUUUUUGCGCUUGGCCGCAUGGUGGCAACCUGCGCUGCGCUCCCAGCACAUCAAAUCCUAAUGUUUCCUCAUAAAGAACCCGGGACUCGUCCUCAUCCGACGCACACCGGCAGCCGGGCUCUCCUCCAUGGCAGGCUCCGACCAUGACAGUGUGACUGCGGACAAGUUUCUCCCCCCUCUGCCGUCAUUCUCUGCUCUCUGAGCUGCUGAACUUCUUCUCAGUGCUGCUGUCAAACUGAAUGGCCGACCUUGACAGUGCUCUGUGGAGAGGAUUCGAGUAAAAGUCUCUCCGCUUUUUGGAAAAAAAAAAACUGUAACCACUCGGUUGCGGACAACGAGGGUGAAGUUUAAAGAAAGAGGCAGAAAAAGAAGAAAACAGCAUCUCAAGGACGCAAGAAGUGUCGUUGAAAAAGUAUGAUGUGCAGCUUGCCUUCUUACAGGUGCAGCGAGAAUUGGACUGUAUUUGGACUUAACCUGGAUUCAUCUGACUGAGUUGCAUCCAGUACUUCAAAGAAAUCAACUAAGACUGCUUCGGCACUAAUAGGAAAAUAUCUUACUAUCCUACGGGGCCUGUGGAACUAGAGAUAAUUUGAACUGUAAAACAAAUAUAGACUCUCUUUGACCGAAUUUCUCCAGUCGCGAUAGGCUGCAGCAGCGGCUCGGUUUUGCGCUCUCAGACUGGUGCGCUCUGCCCGGCUCGAGUGACCGCAGGUUCCCAGAGAGAGAGACCCGACAGCAGGCGGACAACAGCAGAACCACACCGGGAUCGGACACAGUAGCAUGCUUCCAGCUCACCGGGCACUUGUUGUCCAGUCUGCCCGGUUUGGGACCAUGUUUGAGGACUCCUGGAGCAGAUCGAUGUGGCGCGCCACAUGGAUUUUAUUUUUUUCCUUACUCAUACACUCAACACAAGCUCAAGAUGACGUGCCUCCCUACUUCAAGACAGAGCCAGUGCGUAGCCAGCUCCAUCUGGAACGCAACAGGCUGGUGCUGACCUGUAUGGCUGAGGGAAGCUGGCCACUGGAGUUCAAAUGGAUCCACAACAGCACGGAGCUGACCCGCUUCUCACUGGAGUACAGGUACCUAAUCCCUUCGUUGGACCGCUCCCAUGCUGGCUUCUACCGCUGCAUCGUGAGGAAUCGGGUAGGAGCCCUUCUACAGAGGCGCACAGAAGUACAGGUGGCCUUUAUGGGCAGUUUUGAGGAGGGUGAACGCAGCCAGUCAGUCUCUCAGGGAGAGGGCGCCGUUAUCCCGGCACCACGCAUUCGCAGUUUCCCCCAGCCACAAGUCACCUGGUUCAGAGAUGGGCGCAAGAUUCCACCCAGCAGUCGCAUUGCCAUCACUCUUGACAACACGCUGGUUAUCCUGUCCACGGUGGCACCAGAUGCCGGGCGCUACUACGUCCAAGCUGUAAAUGACAAGAACGGAGAGAACAAGACCAGCCAGCCCAUCACCUUGUCAGUAGAGAAUGUUGGAGGUCCAGCAGACCCCAUUGCCCCCACCAUCAUCAUCCCUCCCAGGAACACUAGCGUGGUUACAGGCACCUCAGAGGUCACAAUGGAGUGUGUGGCCAAUGCCAGGCCUCUUAUCAAGCUGAGUAUCUCAUGGCGUAAGAACGGUGUGUUGGUGACCAGUGGUUUGAGUGACUUCAGCCGCAGGCUGACCAUCCUCAGUCCUGUAGUGAGCGAUGCCGGCUACUACGAGUGUGAGGCCAUUCUCCGCAGCAGCAGUGUGCCCUCAGUCAGCGCUGGGGCUUAUCUGCAUGUACUAGAACCACCACAGUUUAUUAAGGAACCAGAGAAACACAUCACAGCUGAAAUGGAGAAGGUGGUGGACAUUCCUUGUCAGGCACGAGGAGUGCCCCAACCAGACAUUGUGUGGUACAAGGAUGCUUUGCCCAUCGACCCAGUGAAGACGCCGAGGUACAGGGUGCUGGUGGGAGGCAGCCUGCAGGUCAAUGGCCUCCUGCCUGAUGACACCGGGAUGUUCCAGUGCUUUGCCAGAAAUCUGGCAGGAGAAGUUCAGACUAACACAUACCUAGCUGUUACCAGCAUUGCCCCGAAUAUUACAGCCGGACCUUCCGACAGCACUGUGAUCGACGGCAUGUCAGUCAUCCUGCACUGCGAGACCUCUGGAGCUCCAAGACCGGCUAUCACCUGGCAGAAAGGUGAGCGUGUGUUGGCCAGUGGUUCGGUCCAGCUGCCCAGGUUCACCCUGCUAGAGUCAGGCAGCCUGCUCAUCUCCCCCUCACACAUCUCAGAUGCCGGGACCUACACUUGCAUGGCGAGCAACUCCAGGGGCAUCGACGAGGCGUCCGCUGACCUUGUGGUCUGGGCUCGCACCCGAAUCACCACCCCCCCACAGGACCAGAGUGUUAUCAAAGGAACUAAAGCCAUUAUGACCUGUGGAGUCACACAUGAUUCCAGUGUAACUGUCAGGCAUGUCUGGGAAAAAGAGGGCUCGGUGAUCAACGUCCAGUCAAUCCCCCGCAUGCGACUGGAUGCGGACGGCACCCUCCACAUCUCCCAAACGUGGUCAGGUGACAUAGGCACAUACACAUGCAGAGUCACGUCCGUUGGUGGUAACGACUCCCGCAGUGCACACCUCCGUGUCAGGCAGCUGCCCCAUGCCCCAGAGAACCCUACAGCGGUGCUGAGCACAUCUGAGAAAAGAGCCAUCGACCUGGCCUGGGCCAAGCCCUUUGAUGGCAACAGUCCCCUGAUACGCUACAUCCUGGAGGUUUCUGAGAACAAUGCUCCCUGGGCCAUCCUGCUGGCCAAUAUUGAGCCAGAGUCCACAGCAGUGACGGUCAAUGGCUUGAUCCCGGCACGCUCCUAUCAGUUCCGCCUCUGUGCCGUUAAUGAUGUGGGGAAGGGGCAGUUCAGCAAGGAGACAGACCGUGUCUCUCUCCCAGAGGAGCCCCCCAGUGCCCCUCCUCAAAACGUCAUUGCUAGCGGCCGGACCAACCAGUCCAUCAUGAUCCAAUGGCAGCCUCCGCCGGAAAGCCACCAGAACGGCAUCCUCAGGGGUUACACCGUCCGGUACCGUCUGACUGGGCUGCCUGUGGACUACCAGAUGAAGAACAUUUCCAGUCCAGAUGUGACCAACCUGCUGCUGGAGGACCUCAUCAUCUGGACUAACUAUGAGAUUGAGGUGGCUGCCUACAAUGGGGCGGGUUUGGGCACCUUGAGCCAUAAAGUCACUGAGUGGACUCUGCAGGGAGUCCCCACUAUCGCCCCCGGAAACGUGCAGGCAGAGGCGGUCAACUCGACAACUCUCCGUUUUACGUGGACAGCCCCUAACCCUCAGUUCAUCAACGGCAUCAACCAGGGCUACAGGUUGCUGGCCUGGGAGCCUGGCAAAGACGAAGAAGUUACUAUGGUAACAGUGCGACCGAACUUCCAGGACAGCGUCCAUGUGGGAUAUGUGACAGGUCUGAAGAAGUUCACAGAGUAUUACACCUCUGUGCUGUGUUUCACUACACCCGGAGACGGCCCCCGUAGCCCGCCCAAAGCAUUAAGGACACAUGAGGACACCCCCGGUGCUGUGGGUCACCUAAGUUUCACUGAGAUCCUGGACACCUCACUCAAAGUUAGCUGGAGUGAGCCCAGCGAGAAGAAUGGAGUUCUCACAGGUUACCGAAUUUCGUGGGAGGAGUACAACCGAACAAACACCAGAGUUACCCACUACCUGCCAAAUGUCACCUUAGAGUACAGGGUCACUGGACUCACUGCUCUCACCACCUACACCAUUGAAGUGGCAGGAAUGACCUCCAAAGGCCAGGGCCAGCUCUCCUCCUCCACCAUCUCCUCCGGCGUCCCACCAGAGCUCCCUGGCCCUCCUACCAACAUGGCAAUUUCCAACAUCGGCCCACGCUCUGUCACCCUGCAGUUCAAACCAGGCUAUGAUGGCAAAACUUCCAUUUCCCGUUGGCAGGUGGAGGCCCAGGUGGGUGUGGUAGGAGAAAAUGAGGACUGGGUGAUGGUCCACCAGGUGUCCAACGAACCUGAGGCUCGCUCCUUAGAGGUGCCAGGUCUCAACCCAUACACCUUCUACAGGUUCCGCAUGCGUCAGGUGAACAUAGUGGGCAUCAGUCCUCCCAGCCAGCCCUCCAGGAAGAUCCAGACCCUGCCAGCUCCUCCUGACAUGGCCCCCGCCAAUGUCACCCUGCGCACUGCUAGUGAGACCAGCCUCUGGUUACGAUGGAUGCCUUUGCCUGAAUGGGAAUAUAACGGGAAUGCAGAGCAGGUGGGCUACAGGGUUCAGUACUCCCGUGCGGGCUCACAGGGCCGGGCGCUGAUCCACGUCAUUGCUGACCGUCUGGAGAGAGAGUUUACCAUCGAGGACCUGGAAGAGUGGACGGAAUACGAGGUCAGGGUCCAGGCUGUCAAUGGCAUCGGGACGGGGCCCUGGAGCCAGCCGGUCAGAGGCAGGACAAGGGAGUCUGUCCCCUCCUGUGGACCCACCAACGUGUCUGCCUUCGCCACCACCUCUAGCAGUAUCCUGGUGCGCUGGUUUGAAGUUCCUGAGCCAGACAGAAAUGGUCUCAUUCUGGGCUACAAGGUGGUGUACAAAGAGAAGGACUUUGACAGCACAGUCCACUUCUGGACAGUGGAGGGGAACGCCACCCACAGUGUCCAGUUGACUGGUCUGGGGAAAUAUGUACUCUAUGAGAUCCAGGUUCUGGCUUUCACACGGAUUGGAGAUGGACGGCCUAGUUCUCCACCCAUCCUGGAGAGAACUUUGGAUGAUGUGCCAGGACCUCCAGUGGGUAUCCUGUUUCCUGAAGUUCGGACCACCUCAGUCCGGCUUAUUUGGCAGUCACCCUCGCAACCCAAUGGCAUUAUACUUGCCUACCAAAUCACAUACCACCUCAACUCCACCAAUAGCAACACAGCCACAGUGGACGUGCUGAGCCCCAGCGCUCGCCAGUACACAGUGACCAGCCUCAAGCCGGAGUCCGUCUACAUGUUCCGCAUCACAGCGCAGACAAGGAAGGGCUGGGGCGAGGCCGCUGAGGCACUGGUGGUCACCACGGAGAAAAGAGCUCGUCCCCAGCCCACCAGCCGUCCCAUGGUACCUCAGAAAGACGUUCAGGCCCGCCACAUUUUGCUGUCGUGGGAGCCAGGCAGCGACGGCCUGUCGCCUGUGCGUUACUACACGGUGCAGCUCAGAGAGCUUCCUGAGAGCAACUGGACAGUCCACUCUGCCUCUGUCAACCAUGAGGCCACCUCCUACAUAGUAUCUAGGCUGAAGCCCUUCACAUCCUACCAGUUCAGAGUAAAAGCCACCAAUGACAUAGGGGACAGUGAGUACAGCGAGGAAAGUGAAGCGAUCACAACUCUACAGGAUGCACCUGACGAAGCACCCACAAUUCUCUCUGUCACACCGCACACAACAACAUCAGUGCUCAUCCGCUGGCAGCCCCCCUCUGAGGAGAAGAUCAAUGGAAUCUUAUUGGGCUUUCGGAUUCGAUAUCGUGAGCUGCUGUAUGACCGUCUCCGCAGUUACUCUGGUCAUACCAUCAACAGUGCGUCCACCUGGGCUGAGCUGACUGCCCCCUACAGUAUACGGAAUCUGAGUGAUUCAACUCUGGCCCAGUAUGAGUUGGACAAGCUAAGUAAACACAAGCGCUAUGAGAUACGCAUGAGUGUAUACAACGCUGUGGGCGAGGGGCCAACCAGCCCGCCACAGGAGGUGUUUGUGGGAGAAGCAGUGCCUACAGCCCCACCCCAGAAUGUGGCCAUUCAGUCCGCAACAGCCACACAGCUGGACGUGACAUGGGACCCUCCCCCGGUGGAUGCACAGAAUGGAGACAUCCAGGGCUACAAGGUUUACUUUUGGGAGUUCCAGCGUAAGAAUGAGACAGAGCGUCUGCGGACCCUGUUCAUGCCUGAAGGAGGGGUGAAGCUGAAGAACCUGACUGGCUACACCACCUAUAUGAUCAGUGUAGCCCCCUUCAAUGCAGCUGGGGACGGACCCCGUAGCCCACCAACGAGGGGACGCACUCAGCAAGCAGCUCCCAGUGCUCCCAGCUUCAUCCACUUCAGUGAGCUGACCACCACCUCGGUCAAUGUGUCCUGGGGAGAGCCCACCUUCCCUAAUGGCAUAAUUGAGGGCUAUCGUCUAGUCUAUGAACCCUGCACACCGGUAGAUGAGUCCUCAGUGGCCUGUGCCGACUGUCUUCACUCCCCCUCCCCCCCAGGCGUCAGUAAGACAGUGACAGUGGACGUGAAGGGGAGCGGCCCCCUCUGGUUGAAGCUCAAAGACCUGGCUGACGGUAUCACCUACAACUUCCGCAUCCGGGCCAAGACCUUCAUCUACGGGCCAGAGGUGGAGGCCAACAUCACCACCGGCCCGGGAGAAGGAGCCCCAGGACCCCCUGGAGAGCCCUUUAUCACACGCUAUGGUUCGGCCCUGACCAUCCACUGGACCAGCGGGGACCCAGGACGUGCUCCCAUCACGCGCUACGUGAUCGAGGCCAGACCUUCAGAUGAGGGAUUGUGGGAUAUCCUAAUCAAGGACAUCCCCAAGGAAGUGACAUCACACACAUUCAACAUGGAUAUCCUGAAGCAAGGGGUCAGUUACGACUUCAGGGUAAUUGGAGUGAACGACUAUGGCUAUGGCUCCCCAAGUCUACCUUCUCCUUCUAUAUCUGCCCAAAAAGUGGCUCCUUUCUAUGAGGAGUGGUGGUUCCUGGUUGUGGUGGCUUUGGUGGGGCUCAUCUUCAUCCUGCUGCUGGUUUUCAUCCUCAUUAUCAGAGGACAGAGCAAGAAGUAUGCCAAGAAGUCUGAAUCAGUGUCUCUGUACGUGUGUCCAGGUAACAACUCCAACUGUAAUGCUCUGACCCACGGAGACAUGGUCAGCCUGGAUGAAGGCCGGUUCCCCGCCCUGGAACUCAACAACCGACGGCUGUCUGUGAAAAACUCUUUCUGCCGGAAGAACGGAGUCUAUACCAGGUCUCCCCCUAGGCCCAGUCCAGGCAGUCUUCACUAUUCAGACGAGGACGUCAGCACAAAGUACAAUGACCUGAUCCCUGCAGAGAGCAGCAGCCUGACUGAAAAACCCUCUGAAAUCUCAGACUCACAGGAGGCGCUGGUGUUUUCAUAUGGGACAGGUGGCCUACAUACACUUCCACUGCAUUUGGGCAGUGACAGUGAGUACGAGGUGGACCCUAACCGACAGAAGACCCACUCCUUCGUCAACCACUACAUAAGUGACCCCACUUACUACAACUCCUGGCGCCGGCAACAGAAAGGCAUAUCCCGGGCACAGGCCUACAGCUACACUGAGUCCGAGUCGGGCGACCCGGAUCACUGCGCCCCACCGCCGCUGCCUCCUCUACCUCCGCUGCCACCCCAACUCAGUUCACCCAGCCCCCAGCCUCAGCAAGCCCAGGGCCAGCCCCAGGGCCAAGGCAGCCUGUUCAGGCCCAAAGGUAGCCGGACUCCCACCCCCUCCCAGCAGAGCUCCAACCCCCCCAGCCAGCACAGCACCCUCUACAGGCCCCCCAGCAGCCUAGCCCCUGGCUCGCGGGCCCCAAUCGCUGGCUUCUCCUCCUUUGUGUGAAAAAUGCUGAAAAGGACAUACAAAUUUCUGGAAAUAUCUACCCAACUUGUGUUGAAGGAGAACAUAGCAACGCACAGUCAACCCAAUCAAGUCAUUUACGCCUUUUUCAUUGCUUUUCUUUUUCUCUUUUUUUUUUACGUGUUAUUUUUCGUUAGUCAGCCUGGAUACAUGCAGAACAGCACUAUGAGACUUUUUGGAGCACAUUUUUAUUGUUUAAUGUGUGGAAGUGUGCCAGUGUUGACUUUGACUUCUCCCACCAGUUGAUAAAAUACUCGCAACAUCUAUUCACUUUUAUUUUGCUAUUUGAACUAUUUGCAUGACUUUAUUUCCUCCUUUUUUUGUUACUUUUCUUUGAUCACAUUCAAAUGGUAAUCUCUUUGAUUCUGUACAAAGUCACAAGAAUCUUUGAAAACACACACACAUAUAAAUAUAUAUAUAUAAAUAAAUAUAUAUAUAUAUAUAGUAGAUGUACCUAGAAGACAAAAUCAAGUCAGUGCAAAGUCUGCAUUGAUGGAGACUGAAAUAACAAUAUGAUGGAGACAUUUUGUGGAGGUGAAAGGACAAGUGUUUGUUUGGACUGGAUGAAGUGGAUGUAAAAAAAAAAAAAAAAAGAAAGUGAUAAAAGACAUGGAUGUAGAAUUCAUGCCAAAUCGAACACGUUUUAUUGUGUUGGCCGGGAGAGUUGUAAGCGGACAUUGCCGAAACAAUCAUGCAUUUCCAUGGAAACAGGUCUCUGGCCUAUAGCACACCAUUACAUAGAAAGGUCGGACAACAUUUGGCCAUGGCAGGUCAAAUGUCAAUGACUGUGCUGUGCCUGAAGGAUCCUGCAGAUAUAUGAAAUCUGUUAAAGUGAAAGUGUUUAAGUCUUUGUGAGUGUGUUACAGUGGGUCAAAGAUGCCUUGAUAGAGAAACACUUAUUUAUGAUAUCUGGCACCUGUUGUUCCUGUACUGCUGACGGUGCCCUUGACUGUGGCAUCGUAAUGGCUGGCCUCGCGCUACGAGAGCCUUCUUGGGAUGGAUGUGGGCUGUGAAUAAAUUUGCAUACACAGCCCAUAUUUUUUCACCCUUUGCUGGCUCACAUAUACACACAGUCUCAUUCUGCAUUUGUCUACUGAGAUGCUUUGAAAAUCCAAUCUAAGAGUGACAAAACUGUCUGAAGUAGUCUGGGAAAUUCACAUGUGGGCACAGCUGCUGGUUCUGCUAAAAUGGUAAUAGUGUGAUUUUGAUAAGAAACAAAGAGGUUUCUUUUUCCUGUUUCCUUCCCUGCUGGUAUAACUCUUCUCUGUCACUGAUCACUAUCACGGGGCAGCGCUGGGCCUGCGCCAAGAGAUGAUGUCAUUGAAUUCCCUCACCGCUUUCCCUUUUGUGUAAUCAACCACUCUGUACUAUUCAGGUGACUGUACUGUCCCAAAUGCUAAUGCGUGUGUGCGUGUGUGCAUGUGUAUGUGCGCGUGUGAUUACACUUGUGUGCGUAAGCUUUACAGCUCAUUCACUGUGUCUGGUUAUAAAGAGAUUGUCCUGCAGCAACUGUAAACCUGCCUGGGGUAACGCCACAGAGGGCUGGCACCAUCCAGUCGCCUGCCAGGCGAGCUCAUAACGCUAUAGUGAAGACUCAGUGGUGUGUUCCUAGUUUCCAUAGUUCAAAAAAACGGGGAAAAAAAUUUUCAUCUACUUAUCUCUUUUUUUCUCUGUGGGGUGAUUUCAUUGUACGCAACAAAAGCUUAUCAUGCAGAAUCUGAAUGAAUAUAUGAUCACAGUACAUUUCUGAAAUAAAUUAUUUUUGAAUGUUA